AUGGCCUCCAACGCAAAGUCCUUCCAGAAAGUGCUGGAUUCAACAGCACUUGCGGCCACGAAAUUCAUCCGCCGACCACCGAUCGACCCGAAAACACCUAUUCAAGGGCAGACCCGUGUACCAGGCUCAAAUGCAUUCAGAGAUCAGCAGGACAAGGAAGGUCGCCGGUUACAGAAGGCCUUGAACUCGCUCACUCACGGCAAAAACAUCUUCGUGUACCAACACCUCCGCACAAAACAGGUCGUGUACUCAUUGACUCGUUACUUGGAGAAAAACAACCUCAUCAAGCAAUGUGUCAACCAUGGCAAGAAGACCAUCCCCUCCACAAUCCGCAAGGAUAUGUGGGCGCCUUACUUCUCCGUGCAUUUCAAUGAGGCGCAAGUUGGACUGAACGUCUACAACCACCUGCGUCAAUUCGCCCUUCUCCGCCAGCUCUCCCCACCCAAGGAAAUGAUCACCGUGACAAAAGAAUACCUCGACUCGAAGCGUCCCACAGACCUUAGGGAUCAGAAGCAAUGGGACAAGGAAAACAUGGGACGAGUGGGCCAGAUCAUGAUGAAGAAAGAGCGUGCUUACGCCCUCAUGAACCAGAAGGCCACCUCCAUCGCCGAUGUUGCUUUCGUUCUGCAGAAGCACAGGGAUCACAUCUUGCAGGGUUUCCCCGAUAGCUCCAAGUCCGGUUACAAGACCGUCAAGGCCCGUAGACGCAGGCGUGAGGCGCUUGCGCAGGAGGCUGAGCAGGCCGAGGCUCGUGAGGAUGAGGUCGCAUCCUUGGAGCAGCAGCUGCAGGUUAAGAUUAGUACUGAUCACAACGCACCACGGGAGCAGACUGUCAAGAUCUUGUGGCAGGAUACCUAUGAUGCGCAGUGUGCGAAGAGCUGGCCCGAUUACAUUGAGCACGGUCAGCUGCGCUGGACUCGCAACCACAUCAUUGGCCAGGAAGAUGCUCUGGCCACUAGCGAGAUCAUCGCCGAUGGUUCGUUCGAGGAGGCCCCGGUCCCCGCUCAGAAGUAG
Penicillium paradoxum is the source of this 1014-nucleotide messenger RNA. Its product is annotated as mitochondrial 54S ribosomal protein mL67. The coding region runs from base 1 to 1014 and encodes 337 amino acids. Gene Ontology annotation, biological process: positive regulation of mitochondrial DNA replication; DNA recombination. The transcript has 2 exons. Gene Ontology annotation, molecular function: single-stranded DNA binding; structural constituent of ribosome; DNA strand exchange activity. Gene Ontology annotation, cellular component: mitochondrial large ribosomal subunit; nucleus. The record is from RefSeq and is a predicted model, not a curated record. NCBI's taxonomy places the organism in Eukaryota, Fungi, Ascomycota, Eurotiomycetes, Eurotiales, Aspergillaceae.